UAGUUAUUUCACAAUGCUAAGUAUUAGCAUAAGAAGCUGCUUUGUCUGUCGCCGGGUCUGAAUUAUCUGAAGUUUCUUGCCCUAGUUUGUGUUCAGUUAAGCAUUUAUAGCUUAUGAAAAACAGCUUGAUUCAGUAAACAACACUUCACCUGUCAACAUGGUGAAUGUACACAAAGGUGUCCUUGUUGAAUGUGAUCCUGCCAUGAAGCAGUUCCUCCUCCACCUGGAUGAAACCAUGGCUCUGGGAAAGAAGUUCAUCAUUAAGGAUCUUGACGAUACACACCUUUUCAUCCUGGCAGAGGUGGUUCAGACUCUGCAGGAGAGAGUUGGAGAGUUAAUGGACCAAAAUUCAUUCCCUAUCACACAAAAAUAACCUCUUUUUCUAAGGACUUUUUUUUUGUUUGUUUUGGACAGCUUUGGUAUGUUUUGUUGUUAAUUGCAGCUGCUAAUUAAAAGUAAUAUWUUUAUGCUUAAAACAAAACUAGGAAUAAAAAUGCUUUAACACCUGG
This is a messenger RNA of Austrofundulus limnaeus, 509 nucleotides long. It is a transcript of the gene gtf2h5, whose product is annotated as general transcription factor IIH, polypeptide 5. Lineage: Eukaryota; Metazoa; Chordata; Actinopteri; Cyprinodontiformes; Rivulidae. Bases 158 to 373 code for a protein of 71 amino acids. The transcript is spliced from 3 exons. Gene Ontology annotation, cellular component: transcription factor TFIIH holo complex; transcription factor TFIIH core complex. Gene Ontology annotation, biological process: nucleotide-excision repair, preincision complex assembly; transcription initiation at RNA polymerase II promoter; nucleotide-excision repair. The record is from RefSeq and is a predicted model, not a curated record.